CUCAAAUCAGUCCACCCCAGCCCAAUCGUCAACAUGUCGCAAUCCUCCCUCCCCAGUCCCACGAAUUCCGCCGCCGCGCUGUCCCUCCUCACCUCGAUGGGCGGGAUCAUCGGCUACGCGCGCACGGGCUCCAUCCCCUCCAUCGCGGCGGGUCUCUCGGUCGGCGCGCUAUAUCUGUACAGUUUCCUGCGUCUGCGCGACGGACAGCCCUACGGCGAGGAGAUCGGGUUGUUGGCGUCGGCGACGAGGGGGAAGCCCGUGCCUCUUGCGCUGAGUGUUCUCGCGACGUAUGGGCUUGUGGUUUUCGGGUUGGCGUUCCGGGAGAAGAGGGCUUCGAGGGUUUGAGUUGGGGAUGCACAGUGUAGUGUACCUUAUGCUACGGGACUCUUACUUUACAGAUGGCGGAGCGAGAUAAACAGUUGAGACAGAUUAUUAAUUGAUAAGGGAUGUCAUUUUUGAGUCCAAAGCAUCGUUGAUUCGUUGCCUACCUUUAUGCUAGAGAACUUACAGCAGC
This is a messenger RNA of Aspergillus novofumigatus IBT 16806, 514 nucleotides long. Its product is annotated as TMEM14 family protein. Bases 34 to 345 code for a protein of 103 amino acids. The transcript has 3 exons. The record is from RefSeq and is a predicted model, not a curated record. Gene Ontology annotation, cellular component: membrane. NCBI's taxonomy places the organism in Eukaryota, Fungi, Ascomycota, Eurotiomycetes, Eurotiales, Aspergillaceae.